Molecule: messenger RNA, 4587 nt
Organism: Cherax quadricarinatus
Lineage: Eukaryota; Metazoa; Arthropoda; Malacostraca; Decapoda; Parastacidae
Biological process (GO): G protein-coupled receptor signaling pathway
Cellular component (GO): membrane
Molecular function (GO): G protein-coupled receptor activity
Source: RefSeq, a predicted model, not a curated record
UAACCACCCUGGUUUGACUAGUCUGAGCUUGGCCAGUGUCAUCACUAGCCGUCACUAGCAAGGGACCCAGGUCACAGCAGGGAUUCUUAAGGAUGGGGAGACCACGCAUGCGACGGAGGCCGCUGACUGUACUCAUGAUCGGGUUAACCCUCGUAGUAGUGGCUGGGAUGUUUCUUCACUUCAAGUUCUUAAACCGUGUGACCCCUGGGUAUUCUGAGAGACAGUACGAAGCUUCGUUUUCUGACCUUCACUCUCCUGAGAAAUCUUCCAAGCCUACUGACAUUUUUCUAGAUACUUCUGUAUCACCUCCCAGUUCCACGAGCACACAGAGGAGCGAUCAGUCGAUCUCAGUUUGUGGACACCCAAUGCUCUAUUAUGAAUAUGAUUCGGAUCCUGUAAAAAUCGUAACCAGUGAGCCACAGGCUUCUGUAACUUUAAGAGAGACCAAUGUAGAAGGCAGUAAACAACCAGAGAAUGCUGAAAGGUUGAUUAAAAAAAAGCGAUCUAUUCCGCUUCAUCUGCGGGAGAUCAACGCCACUGAUCAAGAUUCAUCUUGGAGUCCUGAGACUUCAACUGUUUCCAUAAAUGGCGAGGAGGCUUCACAUCUCAGUUCCUCUAACACCUCAAAUCUCGGCCUGACAUCCACCACAGAAAUAAGUUAUACGGACAAUUUUUAUAAUAUAUAUUUACAUUAUAGUGACUACCCUCUAUACAAGAAAAUAUCUUAUACAAGGGUUCUUUUUUUUUGCGAAUACAUUUUCUCAGCCGUCUAUGGAGAGUACAGCAACUUCACAGAUACUGUCAUCUCCUACGAUAACUCUUCCUCAAUAAUUACUGAUCAGCAUUUUAUGGACCUCUGUUUGCCCCUUUAUAUUGCACAUUAUGAAUCUUAUUGCAUAGAAAAAAAGUUGAUAACAGUAUGUUCUCCUGAAGAAAUUGCCUUCUUGCACAAUCAUGGUUGCCAAAGACCGUCCAGUGAGGACGUAUCUUUUGAAAAGCUUUUGGCCUCGACGCUGCUGGAAGAGGACGAAGUGUGUUUCCAGGGUGUGUGUAGAGGAAGUGUUCGUGUUGUGGAACGAGUAGCCGGUGACGCCCUCGUUCUACUGAUUAGUCCAGAUGUAUUUCACAGUUAUAACGGGUCUUGCUACAAGUACGUCAGGAAACUCUAUGAUCUAGAGGAUAUUGAGAGUGAAGGUUUGUACCUGACGAGGAAUCGGCACUGGCCAACUUGCUUCCCGUGGUAUGACGUUUUGUGGAAAGUAGAGCCUGAGACACUAGGUAUGGUGCGUACCUGGAGCUACCUGCCGCUACGGUGUCGAGUGACUGAAGGGGUCCUGGUAGCUCUGGUGAUGAUGAUUGUUGUCAGCGGCCUGACGGGAAACGUACUGGUAGUGGCUGUAAUGAUCAGAGGACACCACUUAGGUGAGCCUUCAAAUAUUCUCCGCACCUCCCUCGCCAUAGCUGAUCUUUUUGUCUGUUUGUUCGUUUUGUUGCCCAGUCUGGACGCCCACCUGUCUUUCAUGGACGACAGGAAUGUCGAAUCUCCGUGGUGGAAGCAUGCCGUUGUGAGUGACGAAGUGGCAUCCCAGCAGGAGGCUUCGGGAGCAGGUGUAGUGAUUGACGGCGGCUUCUGGUUAUUUUCUGCUCUAGUACUGAGUUCCUGCUCCUGUAUUUCACUUCUAAAUUUAUUUGCCUUGAGCUUGGAGAGAUUUAGCUUAAAAAGCAAAGUCAUUCAGUAUAAAGUUGUGUUCACGCGGCAGAGAGCGAGAGUCUUCGUGGCAAUGACUUGGAUGUUAAGUGUUCUCGGGUCUCUGGCCCUUACUUACAGUGAGGAUGGCACUCGGGCUCUCUGGUACCCCUUCUACAAACUGCCUCUCGGCGUGUCACCCAGAGGGCUGGAAACCGUUCUCCCAGCUUUUGUAGUGUCCAUCCUGGGUCUUGUGUGUCUGCUGACGGUGGUUCUCUCGGUGCUGGCUCUACACAACUACAAGAAGGAAAUGGCGAGACGAACUGGUAACCUUCGGGAGUUCGGGGAAACCGACGUUGACCAGAGUACCGAGAGCUCGAUACAAAUCAUCACUAUCAUGAUACUGAUGACAAUAUCGUUACUCUUUUCGGCUUCCCUGGCUGCUGUCGCUUUAUUGUUGCAUAUCGCGGCCGUCAGCGUCGCUCACAUGGAGCUGGUAGGAUACUUGUGUUGGUGGGGGUUCCUGGCAGCCUUCUCCUGGAACCCCUGGCUCUACAACAUGCCCAGUCAGUCCUUCAGGAAGGAAGCAACAGCCCUUAUCAAGGUCCUGCUGCCAAAGAGACUGACAGAGCAGUCCUGGGGGCAGCUGUUCAGACGUAGUCGGACGAAGACAACAGAGUCGUCAACAGACUUAGAGCUCAACAUCUCGAGCUUCACAAAGCCAAAGAGGAAAGAAAUGGGCAUUCCUGGUAUCAGAAGAAUGCCGUAUAUGUAGAUUUCUUUACAGAUGUUAUCGCUGGUUACUUACCAAGAAUGUUGCAGUGGUGUGACACUUCCAAGAGGCGUGGCAAGGGAAUGACACUUAUCAGAGAUGCGGAAGUAUAUGUACUCACCUAAUUGUGGUUGCAGGGGUCGAGACUCAGCUCCUGGCCUCGCCUCUUCACCGACCGCUACUAGGUCCUCUCUCCCCCUGCUCCAUGAGCUUUAUCAUACCUCGUCUUAAAACUAUAUAUAGUUCCUGCCUCCACUACAUCGCUUGCCAGACUAUUCCACUUCCUAACUACUCUAUGACUGAAGAAGGCAUCGCCCAGCGAUUUGGCAGUGUGAGAUACUUCCUGGAGAUACAGCACUGUAAGAUACUUCGCGGAGAUGCUACAGUGUGUGUGUGACACUUUCCAGAUAUGUGGCAAUCCGGGACACUUCCCGGAUCACUUCCCAUGAAAGGUGCUAACAAACGCACGCCUUUCUUCUCCUUGGUAUUGCUAUGCAAUGCACUGAAUCACCAUGAUUUAUACAGUUCACCUACGUAUACAGGAAGUCCUCACUUAACGUCGUUUCAUUAUAAGGUUGAUGAGAAAAAGAAAUCAAUUCCCGGCCCAGGAAUGGAAAAUAUGGAAAGACUUAAAUACUUGGGAUGGAGGACACGCAUCGGCUUAACUCUCCAUGUUCACUAAUGGCCAUACAAAUGAAAGCUUUCAGUUUAUUUGAAGAUCUAAAGGAAAAUCAGUGUUCUAGUGCUGAAAGUGAGACUUUCGUGGGAAGUCGUGGUUGAUUUCAACGUUUUAAGAAACGUUUAAAAUUACAUGACAUGCAUAAAAUAGGCGAGUCUGCAAGUGCCGACAAAUAAGCCGCAGCUGCUACCCAGCUUUACUAUUAUGUCAACUUCCUCUCUCAUGGCUGUUUAUAUUCCGGUUUUAUGAUAUGUAACGUGUUUCUUAUAUAAUUCUGGACAACAUUUGAUACCUAAAUUAAUCAAAAUAUCAGUAAUAGAGUAAAUAUCCGAUAUAAUAGCGUCUCAGAGCGACAUACUCCAUAGUCUGUCAACUUUUCCCAAAGUUGACAGACCCAUAAAUAUAACUAGAGAAAAUGAAGUGUAUUAAAUACUUUACUUCAAAAAGAGUUCUUCCAGUAUUGUCAAUGAACUUAUUAUGUCCUGCGGAAUCCAAAUAUACGACUGUUUACUAAUUUUGUGGGAUAAUUGUCACUCAAUAAUGGUCUGAGACUGAUAAUGGUCUGAGAUUGAUAAUGGUCGAGGACUUAACUUAACAAUGGUCCAGGAGGAACCGUAACGUCGUCUGAUGUUUCAUCUCUGAAGAGUGAAAUAUUUGUAAAUUAAAUUACUUUUAGCGCGUUUUCAAUAGCACAUUCACAAGUGUCAUGGAUGCUGUGUUGUGUCUGUGUCAUGGGUGCUGUGUUGUGUGUGUGUCAUGGGUGCUGUGUUGUGUGUGUCUGUGUCAUGGGUGCUGUGUUGUGUGUGUGUCAUGGGUGCUGUGUUGUGUGUGUGUCAUGGGUGCUGUGUUGUGUGUAUCUGUGUCAUGGGUGCUGUGUUGUGUGUGUCUGUAUCAUGGGUGCUGUGUUGUGUGUGUCUGUGUCAUGGGUGCUGUGUUGUGUGUGUCUGUGUCAUGGGUGCUGUGUUGUGUGUGUCUGUGUCAUGGGUGCUGUGUUGUGUGUGUCUGUGUCAUGGGUGCUGUGUUGUGUGUGUCUGUGUCAUGGGUGCUGUGUUGUGUCUGUGUCAUGGGUGCUGUGUUGUGUGUGUCUGUGUCAUGGAUGCUGUGUUGUGUGUGUCUGUGUCAUGGGUGCUGUGUUGUGUGUGUGUCAUGGGUGCUGUGUUGUGUGUGUGUCAUGGGUGCUGUGUUGUGUGUGUCUGUGUCAUGGGUGCUGUGUUGUGUGUGUCUGUGUCAUGGAUGCUGUGUUGUGUGUCUGUGUCAUGGGUGCUGUAUUAUGUAUGUCUGUGUCAACAGUGUCAUGGGUUCUGUGUCAAGGGUGUUGUGUCGUGAGUGUUUGUACCUGUGUCAUAGAUACUUGGGGAGUCUGUGAUACGAGUUUUCGUUGAUUAAGGAACAUAAUAUGUGUGUGAAAAUAAAAACUGAAUGAGAAAGGUAACAGAGUCUUUAAUUUUC